GCUCGAAUGACCAGCCAGUCCUGCAAGCCGUGGACAAUCUGAACGACCCAUCAUACUUGCUCCUUUGACCAGACGCUGAGCAUUUUGAGAUCAAUUGAUAUUCGAGUCUUUUAAGCUAUACAGUGAUCAUGAGGUUUCCAGGAGUAGCGACUGUCGUUGGUGCGGGAUCUGGUAUCGGACGCGCAACGGCCAUACUGUUCGUGAAGCGGGGAUGCACCAAGAUCGCGAUCGGAGACGUCAAUGUUGCUGGACUGGCGGAAACGAAGAAGCUGAUGCUUGAGGUGAAGGGGGGAAUCGAAGUGCUCGACGCCGAAUGCGACGUGACAUCGGAAGAGUCCGUCAACACCUUCUUCACCAGAACCGUGGCGAAGUUCGGAAGGUUGGAUUACUGCUGCAACGUGGCAGGCAUGUUAAUUCCCGGCGCCUCCACUGACCUGUCGGCGGCUCAAUACGACAAGCAGCACAGCGUUAACUGCCGUGGAAUGUGGCUGUGUCAACGAGCCGAAAUCACACAGAUGCUGAAGCAGGAUCCCAUCGACACUCCAGACAGCGCGUUCCAGUCGCGAGGAGCCAUUGCUAAUGUCGCCUCAAUGGCUGGGUUAAGGGGAUACGACAACUUGGCCUCGUAUAGUUCGACGAAACACGCCAUCCUCGGCUUCACCAAGUGUGAUGCGUACGGCUAUGCUUCGAAGCUGAUUCGAGUGAAUGCGGUCUGCCCCGGCGUGAUAGCCACGCCAAUGCUGGGAGAGAUCGAUCCAAACGAUAAAACGAACAUUGCUGAGAUGACCAAAGACAUGGCCAUGGGUCGGCAAGGACAACCAGAGGAGGUGGCCGAGGGUCUGCUAUGGUUAUGUUCAUCGUACGCCAGCUUCGUCACCGGAAUUGGCCUCCCGGUCAACGGUGGGAUGGUCGGAGCGUAGAUUCGAUGCGACUAAACUCGCUAGAGCUUGCCAUAUCUUAAAUACUCAUCUGUAAAAUGAAGAUGAACAUACGUUGUAUUGACAUGGC
Molecule: messenger RNA, 1008 nt
Organism: Neohortaea acidophila
Lineage: Eukaryota; Fungi; Ascomycota; Dothideomycetes; Mycosphaerellales; Teratosphaeriaceae
Product: short chain dehydrogenase
Exons: 3
Coding region: 129-920 (263 amino acids)
Source: RefSeq, a predicted model, not a curated record